AUGUGGUACAGUGUCGGCCUUGUGCUCCUUUGGAUCAGCCAAACAAGAGGUUUCCAACCAUACCAUGCAGUAGGAUCAUCUUCUAGAGGCUCAUCAUUCUGCAGAAUAGUGGUGCUGAAAUUGGACAAUACCAAGGAGGCUGACUCAGAAUCAUCGCCAUCAUCAUCAUCAUCAUCCUUUGUCGUACAACAACAAGAAGAAGAAGAAGAAACCGAACAAGACGAAAACGUUGCAGCCGCUGCUUCCAAGUUCCAAAUCACGACAUGUCUAUCUCCAAGCUGUAACCGAAAGAGACAAGAGGCUGGAUUGGAUCCCCUGUCUACCUUUGCUGCCAUGUACGAACGAAGCAAACGGGCUGCUGGUGCAGACUCAGAUUUAUUUGUCACUGUGGAGGAAGGUCCAUGCAUGGGAGCUUGUCAGUACGGACCAUGCAUUGCGAUUCAACAUGAUGACUUUGAAGGAUCAGUAUCUUUGGAAGGCAUGACUGAUACAGAGUUUUCGGAUCGAGUCUUUCAGGAGAUUGUCACAGAAGAAGAUGCCGACCGAGUUUGGAGAAGUGUGGAGAGCGCCGUGCAACUCAUGGCGGAAGACGAAGAAGAGUAG
Cylindrotheca closterium is the source of this 603-nucleotide messenger RNA. NCBI's taxonomy places the organism in Eukaryota, Bacillariophyta, Bacillariophyceae, Bacillariales, Bacillariaceae. The record is from the annotation of a GenBank genome assembly.